UCGGGUCUACUACGGGCAGAGAGCAUCGCGGAGAAGACAGUUAGAGUUGAGCCCGUGGGAAGAACAGACUAUGUCGCUCCGACGCUCUCAUACGGUGCGGUAAUGUUGGUCCGAAUGCAUUCAAGACUGAACACAAGUCCCUUCCUUGUGUCGGAAUGUCUCUUAGGACAUUUCCCCUGACUUCGAAAUAGUGUGCCAAUCAAAAUGAGUUGUAAAGCGACGAGGAGGUAUGGCAGGGCGGCGGCGGUGGCAUUGUGCCGAAUUUCUGUGCUGGCUUCCUUGUGGAGUUACGCCCUCGCCAACCGUUACGGUGACGGAGGCGAGUGCGAGAGUCAAGCCCUUAGUUCGAGUGACAGAGAGCGAAUUCUCACUUGUUCCCUUAAGACCCUCGACGAGGACGUGAGAGUGGCCAAUUUGACCAGUGUGUCGGUGGAAAAUGUUGUCCGACUGACAGUCGUUUGCAACGAAGUGUAUCACUUUGAGAGUGUGCUGAAAUCUACUAGUUUGUCUGGCUUUCAGAGAGUGAAAGAGUUCAACGUAGAGUUUUGCAAAAUUAGUGAACUCGAUGAAAAUGCAUUUGUGAACCUCAGAAAUUUAAGAAACUUGACUCUUCGGACUCGAAAUUCCGACUGGCCCGUGAUGAGUCUGACUGCCAACUCGGAAGUGUUCCGUCCAUUACAUCAACUCGAGAGGUUAGAUUUAAGCAUGAAUAAUAUUUGGGAGCUUCCAGCGGGGGCUUUCUGCCACUUAGCCAGCCUGAAGUUCCUUAACCUAAGUCAUAACCACCUCCAGGCCAUCACGCAGCUGGGGUUUGGGCAAAACGCUGCUGCAUCAAUAGACAGGGCAUCGUCAUCGGGUGCCCUGGCGUCUUGUAGGUCAGACAUCAGCUCUCUCGACCUGUCGAGCAACGAUGUUACGGUGUUAGUGUCUGGAUCCUUGCAAGGCCUAACCCACCUGCAGCACCUUUUCUUACAAAACAACGAACUGGGGAAGAUAGACGACAAUGCCUUCUACGGCCUGGGCAGCCUCCGGACGCUUGACAUUUCCGACAACCAGUUAGUUGCGUUGCCCGAGGACGCUUUCCUUCACACCCCUGGGCUUAUGAACUGUCGAGCUCGAAACAACUCUUUGUCUGUCUUGGGGCCAGGCCUCUUCCGCGGCCUCGACCAGUUGGUGGAACUCGAUCUUUCUCACAACGAAUUGAAGUCCGAGUGGUUAACCUCCACGAUCUUCCAGGGGCUUAUUCGCCUUAUGCUGCUGGAUCUGUCUCACAACAAGAUUUCCCAGCUGAACCAACAGGUCUUUCGUGAUCUCUACAGUGUGCAGGUGCUAAGACUCUCCCACAACCAGCUGCAAACUAUCCCAGCUGCAGCUUUUGCUGCCUGCGUUAACCUCCACACCCUGGACCUUUCCUACAACCAGCUGACCAACAUUCCUGACAGAGCUUUCCAGGGUCUGAAUGUUUUGAGUUUUUUGGCUUUGGAUAAUAACCAGAUCAGCAAUGUGGGUGUGGCUUCAUUAACGAACCUGACCAGUUUGGAGGAUCUCAAUCUCAAUGGAAAUCAGCUCACAGUCAUUCCCCAAGCCAUCGGUCGCCUGCGGUACCUCAAAACACUGGAUCUAGGAGAAAAUCAAAUUGCAUCUUUGGAUAACAUGCCCGUGAAGGGGCUCGAGUUUUUGUAUGGGCUGAGACUCGCCAGCAAUAAAAUCAGUGGUAAUGUGUCUAAAAACACGUUUAGUAAUAUACCAUCUCUUAAAAUACUAAAUUUGGCAAAAAAUGGCAUCACUGGCAUAGAAAGCAAUGCCUUUGAAAAUAACCUGAAUUUGCAAGCAGUGAGAAUCGAUGCCAACAUGUUGUCAAGUAUGAAUAACCUGUUUGAGAAUUUGCCAAAAUUGUUGUGGUUGAAUGUGUCCGAUAACCAAAUUGAAACGUUCGAUUAUCAUUUUGUGUCUGUAAGCUUACAGUGGUUAGAUUUGCAUAAAAAUAAAAUCAGUCAAUUAGGAAAUUUUAUGGAACGCCAUGAUCUAAAUCUCCAAACUAUUGAUGCCAGUCAUAAUAAAUUAGAAUAUAUAAGUAGCAUUCAAAUUCCCGAUAGUGUUCAGUUGUUGUUCCUUAAUGAUAACAAGAUAUCUGUUGUGGAACCUUUUACCUUCUUUAAAAAAGUGAACCUGACUCGUGUGGAUCUUUACGCCAAUCAAUUGUCUAAAAUGGAUAUGUCUGCUUUGAGAUUAACGAAAUUGCCCCCUGAGAAGUCUCUCCCAGAGUUUUACCUCGGGGGCAACCCCUUCGUGUGCGACUGCAACAUGGAAUGGCUCCAGAGGAUUAACGGACUGGAACACGAACGCCAGAACCCCAAAAUCAUGGAUCUUCAGAGCAUCUACUGUCAGAUGCCCUUUGCUCGCACUGGGGCCUUCAAGGCUCUUGUGGAGGUCAACCCAUCCCAGUUCCUCUGCCAGUAUGAAACUCAUUGCUUCGCCCUGUGCCACUGCUGUGAGUUCGAUGCGUGUGAUUGUGAAAUGACGUGUCCCGACGGUUGUGGGUGUUACCACGAUCAGUCGUGGAGGUCGAAUAUUGUUGAUUGUUCGAUGCAAGACGUGCAACAGGUACCCGAUCGCAUCCCCAUGGAUGCCACACAGGUGUAUCUUGAUGGCAAUGAUCUGAAGAACCUCUCCUCUCAUUCGUUCAUAGGGAGGAAGCACUUGCAGAUCCUCUAUCUCAAUGGCUCCAAUGUGAAAAGUGUGGAUAACGAAACCUUCAGUGGGCUAACCAGGCUGAUAGCAUUGCACCUUCAGGAUAACCUGCUGGAGGCCUUGCGGGGCAAUGAGUUUCAAGGGCUUGAGAUUGUACGGGAGCUGUACCUUCACAACAACAAAUUACGGUAUGUCCACCAGCAUACUUUUGCAACUCUUUCUCACCUGGAAGUACUGACACUUCACCAUAAUCAUUUGAUUAACUUUCCCGUUUGGCGUCUUGUUGAUAACCCUUAUCUCGGACGUGUUUCUCUCAGUGCCAACCGAUGGUCGUGCCAUUGCCAGUUCAUGGAGUCGUUCGGCAUAUGGCUGAAUGGGAACGAAAGGAAAGUCACAGACAGCCAGGAAAUCAAGUGUUUUAUCGAUGAGUCCGGCAAGCAACCGGGUUCCUCCAUCCUCGAUUUCAACGUGACCACUUGCAUGAACACUACUGCAACGUCGACUGUCAUUCAGCCGAUCGUGUUAGAUAAUUUGUUGCAUCCAGUCCUUGCUACCAUCGUUGCGUUGAUUGUGGUGGUGUCGCUCAUUGUGUGUGUCCUUUAUCGGAGUACUAUACGCGUGUGGAUCUACUCCCACUGUGGCUUCAGGAUGUGCCACAAGGAUACCAACAGUGAAGACCGAGACAAGCUGUUCGAUGCCUUCGUGUCCUACAGCUCGAAGGACGAAGCCUGGGUCAACCAGGUCUUGGCCGGCGAACUGGAGAGGGGCGAACGGCCUUACCGCAUCUGUCUCCACUACAGAGACUUCCCCGUCACGGCCUACAUCGCCGACACCAUCGUGGAGGCCGUGGAGUCGUCCCGCAGGACGAUCAUCGUCCUUUCCAAAAACUUCAUAGAAAACGAGUGGUGUCGAUUCCAGUUCAAAAGUGCUCACCACGAGGUUUUGAAAAAGAGACGGCAGAGACUCAUCGUCAUUGUUCUGGGCGAGAUUCCAGCGCGAGAUCUGGACCCUGACCUCCGCCUCUACCUUAAAACGAACACCUGCAUUUAUGCCAGUGAUAAGUACUUCUGGGAGAAGUUGAGGUUUGCCAUGCCCGACGUCCAGAACAGUCAGAGAGUGGUUCACACGUAUAGCUCCAUUCCGGAGAGAUCUUCCUCCUAUACUAAUAAAUACAGUGUCAACAGUCCGUCCUCGAUGCAUCAAAAUCUUCGCGGGGGUUCGGACACUUACUGGGCUUAGUCAAUGGCCGCAAGGCUUCUUCCUCUUCUUCUUCUUCCUUUUUUUCUCCUAUGAUCAUUUGUCUCAUCUUUAUUUUUGUUUUGUAAUUUUUGUAAAGCUCAAAGGAGAGUUUUAUGCAAGCAAUGGUAUAAAGGAACCUUGCACCGUGGUCCAGUUAAGAGGGCAUGAUUGGCUGUGUGUAGGUUAUUUUAUGUGUUGAUCACCACGAGAUCUAUAUAGCUUUAAAAUUAAGUGAAUUAUUUAUUUGUUAUGACGAGAAAACAAACGAACAUGAACAAGACAUAUUGUUUAUGCAAAAAAACGUUCAAGCCGCAUUACAUAAGAAAAGCAUUAUUUGUAGGAAUUAAAACUUAUCCAACCCCUUUCGUUGUGGAGCACAUAAAUGUUACUAUAUCCUCAACAUUGAUAAUAUACCAUCUAGUCAUAUAUGUAUUAGGUUCGAAGGAAGAAAAAAUGAACUAUGAACUCGACCCAUUUCCUGUGAAACAUGAAACUUAUAGCUAUACAUAUAUAUGGCAGAUGUUUGUGGUCAACCAUGCCUGUUUUUUGUGUAUUUUUUGUCAAGAAAAUAAAAUGAAAUGUUUACACAUUUUGAUUGGCCCCCCUAAGCACGGUCUAAUUGUCAGGUAUAUUCCAGUUUUGAGAACGAAUUGUAAAUGAAUUAUUGUUAGAUUAUUGUCAGGAUGCACUCAAUCAUUCAUGAGUGCCUGAAAUUGAUCUAAUUUUCAUUGUCAUUCAAAUAUACUGCCCCUAUUUUUCCCCUCUGUUUAUGUAAACCUAAAAAAGAAAAACAAUUUUUUUUAUUCAGAUUUUAUUUUGUCUCAGAAUAUCCAAUCCUUUGAUAGUACUGUACUUUUUCGCCAAACGAUUGUGGAUGUUAUGUCAUGUCAUUUGAAUAUUUGGUUUUUUGGUCGUGAAAUGAUUCAACUUGUGUAUUCAUAAGUAUCGUCCUAUCAUCAUAAUAGGCUACAUUUAGAAAAAAAAUUCUCCAAGUUAUAGUCAUUGUCAUUCAGUCUAGUUUUAGUACAUAACUGCAGGAUUUGAUUUAAAAAAUGAUGUACUGGUGUCUGCAAAUUUUAUUUAAAAAUGCUGCUUUACUUAUAUUUAAAAUGCAUGAUUCAGUUUUUUAUAUUACCAUGAAAGUGUGUACUAUUUUAUGCAAAUGAAUUAAAAACUGGUUUUAUAUUCACUUAAAUGCAGAGUAAUUUUUUUUUUCAAGGAAUAGAUUUAAAACUGUUUGCAAAAUUUACUUGAAGUUUGUUUAUUUUGCUUAAAAAAAGUGUUGGUGCCAUUAAUUUCUACAAUAAUUUAGUUGUAAAAAUACUAAUUGAACCGUUCUCUGAUUUAAAAAUGUGUUUUUUUAUGUUUGGUAAAAGAAAUGUGUGAAUAUUAUUUGCUGUUUUAGCUGGAAUUUUUUUCUUUUACAAAAUUUUACGUGUCAAAUGGACGGUUAUUUACAGAUUUACGAAAUGUAUUUUAUACAAUUUCUGUGGGAUGUAGUUGUCAGAAAAUUUAGUUGAUUAAAGUUUCAUUGAAUAUGUGCUGUUAUCAUGAAAUAUGUAGUAUGUACUGAAUAUUUUUAUUUCAUAUUUUUUAUUAUUGUUGCAGUUAUAUAUAUAACAUGGAUAAUUGUGAGAACGUGAGUCAUAAAAGUCAAUAAAAAUAUAAACCAAUCAAUGAGUACGUCAAACGCUUGUCAGCUGCAUCAGUGUUACGUCCAGUUUAUUAAGGAGAAAUAUUACAAAUGUACUGCUGUUUUGUACUGCGCGCGCGCGAGAGAGAGUUUGCCCACUUAAUCUGUGAUAAUACCAAAGUCAUAUACAUCUUAUUUAAACUUGUAAAUAUAUUUUUUUUUACACAGGAUGAUUUUUCUUUUGUAAGAUGUUGUGUGUAUAUAUAUAUAUUGAUGUGUAAAUAAAAUACAAUGGGCAAA
This is a messenger RNA of Macrobrachium nipponense, 5863 nucleotides long. Its product is annotated as toll-like receptor Tollo. The record is from RefSeq and is a predicted model, not a curated record. Gene Ontology annotation, biological process: signal transduction. Lineage: Eukaryota; Metazoa; Arthropoda; Malacostraca; Decapoda; Palaemonidae. Bases 205 to 3930 code for a protein of 1241 amino acids. Gene Ontology annotation, molecular function: protein binding. The transcript has a single exon.